Molecule: messenger RNA, 1215 nt
Organism: Fusarium falciforme
Lineage: Eukaryota; Fungi; Ascomycota; Sordariomycetes; Hypocreales; Nectriaceae
Product: Serine/threonine-protein phosphatase
Exons: 4
Coding region: 1-1215 (404 amino acids)
Biological process (GO): peptidyl-serine dephosphorylation; G1/S transition of mitotic cell cycle
Cellular component (GO): cytoplasm
Molecular function (GO): protein serine/threonine phosphatase activity
Source: RefSeq, a predicted model, not a curated record
AUGGCUGCAAGUGUACCUCGACCGGGCCCCGCGAACCUGGGGCCCAAUGCUGGCCUUGAUGAGUGGCUGGAGGAGGCGAAGCAGUGCCACUACCUGCCUGAGAGGGCCAUGAAGGAAUUGUGCGAGAAGGUCAAGGAGAUUUUGAUGGAAGAGUCCAACAUCCAGCCGGUCUGCACCCCUGUCACCGUGUGCGGCGACAUCCACGGCCAGUUCUACGAUCUCCUCGAGCUCUUCCGUGUUUCUGGCGGUAUGCCAGGCGAGUCCAACGUGCAGGCGCCAAAGACCGCGACCACAGUCAUCACCUCGGACGACAUCGAGCCGCCUACCGAGAUCACAAACCCUAAGCUGAGGAAGAAGAUAAAGGCUUCAGGCGAUGGGGCGGCGACGAGCGGAGCUGAAGGGGAGGAGGGCGAGGGAGACGACGCCGAAGAGGACCCCGAUGCGACGGUGGCAGACCGCUUAGACUCUGGAGUUGCCGUUACUGCGUCGUCAAGUCAGAGCGCCGAUACCCGAUAUAUCUUCCUGGGAGAUUUUGUGGAUCGAGGAUACUUCAGUUUGGAAACCUUCACAUUACUAAUGUGCUUGAAGGCCAAGUAUCCAGACAGAAUAGUCCUGGUCCGCGGUAACCACGAAUCGCGGCAGAUUACCCAGGUCUACGGAUUUUACGAGGAGUGCCAGCAAAAGUACGGCAACGCCUCAGUCUGGAAGGCCUGCUGCCAUGUGUUUGACUUUCUUGUCCUCGCCGCCAUUAUCGAUGGCGAGAUUCUUUGCGUCCACGGAGGGCUGAGCCCCGAGAUUAGGACUAUUGAUCAGAUCCGAGUGGUUGCUCGAGCCCAGGAGAUCCCCCAUGAGGGUGCGUUCUGUGACCUUGUGUGGUCAGAUCCCGAAGAUGUCGAAACAUGGGCCAUUAGCCCUCGUGGUGCUGGUUGGCUGUUUGGAGACAAGGUAGCGACGGAGUUUAAUCAUGUCAACGGUUUGAAGUUGAUUGCUCGAGCCCAUCAGCUCGUCAACGAGGGAUACAAGUAUCACUUUCCAGAGAACUCGGUGGUGACUGUGUGGUCAGCACCCAACUACUGUUACCGCUGCGGCAACGUUGCAUCUAUCAUGGCCGUGGACAAGGAUCUAAACCCGAAAUUUAGCAUCUUCUCGGCUGUUCCUGAUGACCAGAGGCACGUCCCGGCGAACAGGAGGGGCCCUGGUGAUUACUUCCUGUGA